AUGGAUGCCCAUCUGGCUGACAACGAGAAGCACAUCACAAAUGCUCUACCGUCAGACCCUGUCGCAAACUCGAUCAACAACCCUAGAAGCGACGAUGAAGAACAGCAAAGCAAAGCCCAGCUCCAACUAGAACGAAAGCUGCGUCUCAAAGUCGACUUGCGCUUAUGCUCCAUCGCCGGGCUCCUAUGCAGUCUCAACCUCCUCGACUCGGGCAUCAUCUCCUCGGCCUCCGUGACGAGCAUGAUCACCGACCUAGGCCUCGAAGGAAACCGCUACUCCGUCUCCAUAUUCAUCUUCACAGUCGCCAGCGUGGUCUUCCAACUCCCCUCGACCAUCGCUGUGCGCUUCGUGGGCCCGCGCCUGUGGUUCGCCCUUAUCACCUUCUGCUUCGGCCUGAUCACGCUGUGCUCCGCCUUCGUGCAAACAUGGCGCCAAAUGAUCGCCCUGCGCGUGCUCCUCGGUAUCUCCAUGUCCGGCAUCUACCCGGGCCUCACCUACCUCAUCAGCACCUGGUACACGCGCCAGGAGCAGCAAUUGCGCUUCGCCUUCAUGCAAUCCGGAGAAGUACUCGUGCUCGCCACUGGCAACAUCGUCAACUACGGCCUCAACCACCUCGACGGCCGCGCCGGCCUCGCUGGCUGGCGCUGGAUGUACAUCGUCCAGGGGCUAAUCACCUGCCUGCUCGGCAUCAUUACGUACUGGUGGAUGAUCGACUUCCCCGAAAAGGCCGCCAAAAACUCCUUCUUCUUCCUCUCUGAAUCUGAAACCCAGCUCGCCCUAGAACGCAUCCGAGCGGAUAGAGGCGAUGCCAUCCCCGACCCAUUUUCAUGGAAGAAGAUAUUCGUGAAUUUCCUUGAUCCGAAAUUAUACGGCUUCUCGGUUCUCUUCUUCCUUUUGAAUCUCGUCUCGACGUCCAUGUCGUACUUCCUUCCCAUCAUUCUGCAAGCUGGAAUGGGCUUUUCGGAAAACGCUAGCAUCGUGCUGUCUGCGCCUCCGUACUACUGGGCCGUCAUCCCUGUGCUAUUCACAUCGCUAAUCGGCGACAAAUUCCGCCUCCGCGCCCCACUAAUCACCUUCAACGCCCUGGUCCUCAUCGCGGGGUUUCUAAUGUUCGGCCUGCAAUCCUCCACGCAGGUAACAGUGCGGUACAUAGGCACGUAUCUGGCCACAGGCGCGUACGUGUCGAACUGGGCGGCGCUAAAUGCGUACCAAGCGAACAAUAUCGUAGGCCAAUGGAAACGCGCGACCAUUGCUGCCGCUGUCACGGCGUGUAAUGGGCUUGGUGGGAUUGCCGGGAGUUUUAUUGUGAGGCAGCAGGAAGCCCCCUGGUAUCCAACGGCGGUGUGGGUAUCGAUUGGUUCGCAUGUGUUGAUGGUGCUGAUUGUGCUGGCGUUUACGGGCCACUUUUGGUUGGCGAAUCGGUUGCAGAAGGCGGGGAAGUUGAUUCUUGAGGGGCAGUUGGGAUUUAGAUAUACAUAUUGA
Messenger RNA from Talaromyces proteolyticus, 1482 nucleotides. RefSeq names its product putative MFS transporter. Gene Ontology annotation, molecular function: transmembrane transporter activity. The record is from RefSeq and is a predicted model, not a curated record. Lineage: Eukaryota; Fungi; Ascomycota; Eurotiomycetes; Eurotiales; Trichocomaceae. Gene Ontology annotation, cellular component: membrane. The transcript has 2 exons. Gene Ontology annotation, biological process: transmembrane transport. The coding region runs from base 1 to 1482 and encodes 493 amino acids.